Acipenser ruthenus (sterlet) is the source of this 1227-nucleotide messenger RNA. Its product is annotated as CD40 ligand-like. Gene Ontology annotation, molecular function: tumor necrosis factor receptor binding. Gene Ontology annotation, cellular component: membrane. The record is from RefSeq and is a predicted model, not a curated record. NCBI's taxonomy places the organism in Eukaryota, Metazoa, Chordata, Actinopteri, Acipenseriformes, Acipenseridae. The transcript is spliced from 5 exons. The coding region runs from base 298 to 1137 and encodes 279 amino acids. Gene Ontology annotation, biological process: immune response.
AGUGUGUAACCACAGAGCUCAAGGUAGAGCUUUGAAGUACCUGAUGACGAUCAAUCAUCCAGCAGAACGGGAAAAUGUGUGGAAAUGCACACGGAAAGAAAGUGUGAAGUGUGAUAACAGGCCGUGUGCAUUCAGCGGGUUCAAAAAUGACAGAAGAAAGCAGAGACGCUGCAAGGCAAAGCAUCCAGGAAGUGGCAUUUAACAGUGAGGCUCAGCAAGAAGUGUCUCAGUACAGCACGGAGCUCUGAAGCACACACUUCUCCAUUCAUCUCCUCUGCACCUGCUCCAGGCAACAGCAUGAUAAACACCUACACCACCACCCUGCCUCCACCGCCACCAGCACCCAGCUCCAGAGCUCUACUGCCGACCAUGAGAUCCUUCAUGGGCUUCUUGGGCUUCUUGAUUUUGGCUCAGAUGGUCGGAUCAGCCUUCCUUUUCAUGUAUAUAUUUAAAAGAAUUGACGAGGUCCAGACUCUGAUGAGCUACCAUGAAGAUAUGGUGGUGCUAAAAAGAAUAAAGCAAUGUGAAAACCCAAGAAGCGACAUCAAAAAUACACACCUGGACUGUGGGAAGGUCAUAACGGAUUUUCAGAAGCUGCUUCCAGGGAUUAUUUCAAGACUGAAGGAUACUGAGAAAGCUGAAAUGAUGAAAGGUCAACUCACUUCAGAUCAGAAUCAGGACAGCCAAGAACCAAAAAUAGUUGCCCAGCUGACCGUUCGAUCUCCCUCCCCGUUAACCAGCCUAUCAGGAAACACCAUUAAACUCUGGUCUAAAGACCACAUGCUGUUGACCACCAGAUCCGUGAUCUACGAAGAAAGCACUGGCUCCUUACGGAUCAAGAGACCUGGAAAUUACUAUAUCUAUUCUCAAACCACCUUCGUAAAAAAGCCGCGAACCAGCCCUUUCAGCCAAUGCAUUGUGCAGAAAGAUAUUUCUGGAAAGGAGACCCCGCUGUUGAGGUCGUAUAGCACGCCGGGCCGCGACGUAGCUGCAAAUCCAUACCCUGAGCUGCACACGCUGUAUCAGGGAGCGGUGUUCACACUGAAGGAGGAUGACCGAGUGUACGUGAACGUGUCUGAUUUAUCAAUCUUGCAUUGGAACGGCACGGCAACACUGUUUGGAUUAGUUCUGCAAUAGACUUGUGAAAGAAAAAAACACUGUUUGGCUUACUAUGGAAAACAAUAAAGAAGCAAAAAAAAAAAAAAAAAAAAAAAGAAAGAAAAAGAA